GGGCCGGGCCAUGGCCCCGCCGGGCCCCGCGGCGCUGCGCUGCGCGCUGCUGUGCGCGCUGCUGUGCGCGCACGGAGCCGCUCCCACCCGCGCAGGAGAGUGUGGCAAGCUGAGGUCCUGCGAGGCGUGCACAGCCAGCAGCCGCCCCCACAACGGCACCGACUGCGUCUGGGCGGGCUGCGGGACCCCCGAGGAGCCAGGAGCGGGGAGCUGCGUGCAGCGAGGCUCAGCAGCGCCGGGGAGCUGCGCCCUCUACAACAGCAGCGCCCUGUGCCGAGCGCUGAAGUCCCACACGGAAGAACCUCCACGAUCCCCCAGCAAGGAGCCAGUGACACACUCCACAAGGACCACCACGAGUGCCCCUCUGACGGGCAGCCCCGAGUUGCACCCGCCCGGCUUCGACACGGCCAGCUUUGUGGGGGGCAUGGUGCUGGUGCUGUGCGUGCAGGCCGUCGCCUUCUUCGUCAUCAAGUUCAUCAAGUCCAAGGACAGCACCUACCAAACGCUGAUCUGAGGUCCCUCCAGGCUGGGGGCGCUGUCCCCCCCCCGGGUGAAGAGGCCCCCGCUGGUGUCCCCCUGCCCCGGCCGGACUGUCCCCCCUGC
Molecule: messenger RNA, 603 nt
Organism: Onychostruthus taczanowskii (white-rumped snowfinch)
Lineage: Eukaryota; Metazoa; Chordata; Aves; Passeriformes; Passeridae
Gene: CD164L2
Product: CD164 molecule like 2
Exons: 6
Coding region: 11-514 (167 amino acids)
Cellular component (GO): cytoplasmic vesicle
Source: RefSeq, a predicted model, not a curated record